This is a messenger RNA of Exophiala aquamarina CBS 119918, 939 nucleotides long. RefSeq lists its product as uncharacterized. The transcript is spliced from 3 exons. Gene Ontology annotation, biological process: ergosterol biosynthetic process. Bases 1 to 939 code for a protein of 312 amino acids. Lineage: Eukaryota; Fungi; Ascomycota; Eurotiomycetes; Chaetothyriales; Herpotrichiellaceae. The record is from RefSeq and is a predicted model, not a curated record. Gene Ontology annotation, molecular function: cytochrome-b5 reductase activity, acting on NAD(P)H.
AUGUCUGCAUAUCUCCGUCCCACGGUCAAGGUGGCAAGUGCUACAGUCCUAGGAGCGGGCCUAGCUUACACUGGCUAUCGGUAUUGGAAUACCACUCACUUUUUCUUCAGCACCGCUCAUGCAGAAUCACCCGCAUCUGAUCCAACAGCGGCCUCGAGGAAGAUGGAGUGGAAGGGGUUCACAGAGCUCAAGCUGCUUCAGUCUGAGAUGAUCAACCACAAUGUCAAGAGGUUGACCUUUGCUCUUCCGGACGAUCAGACGGUGACUGGUAUCUCGCCAAUCACUUCUCUUUUGACAAGGCACACUCCAGAAGGUGCUUUUAUUCCCGUCUUCCGACCCUAUACUCCUGUGAGUGAUAGUGACUUGCCGGGCACCGUGACUUUCAUGGUGAAAAAGUACCCGAAUGGCAAGGGCUCAGGCAAGAUGCACUCAUUGAAGCCUGGAGACUCGAUGAAGUUCAAGCCUCUGCAUGAGUUCGACUACAAGCCAAACCAAUUCUCCAACAUGACAUUCAUCGCUGGGGGCUCAGGCAUCACACCUAUCUACCAACUUACAAGGUCAAUCCUCAACAACCGCGAUGAUAAAACCAAGAUUGCAUUGGUUUACGCCAACAACACCGAAGAAGAUAUUUUACUUCGGAAAGAGUUCGAUGAGCUCGCACAGAAGUACCCAGAUCGCUUCCAGAGACUCUACACUGUCAGCAAACUCAGCCCCAGCACCGACGGCCAAGUGGAGCAAGGAUACGUGUCCAAAGAAAUGCUGGCCAAAGUUAUGCCGCACAAAUUAAAGGUGUCAAACACUAAAGUGCUUGUCUCUGGCCCUCCGCCGAUGGUUGAGGCCAUCGCUGGAGCAAAGGGUGGCUUCGGCUGGACCCAAGGCAGCAUUGGUGGCAUCCUAGGUGAGCUCGGAUACACCAAAGAAGAUGUCCACAAGUUCUAG